Messenger RNA from Tetrapisispora phaffii CBS 4417, 1896 nucleotides. It is a transcript of the gene RUP1, whose product is annotated as Rup1p. Gene Ontology annotation, cellular component: cytosol; nucleus. The record is from RefSeq and is a predicted model, not a curated record. Gene Ontology annotation, biological process: protein deubiquitination. Gene Ontology annotation, molecular function: protein binding. The transcript has a single exon. NCBI's taxonomy places the organism in Eukaryota, Fungi, Ascomycota, Saccharomycetes, Saccharomycetales, Saccharomycetaceae. Bases 1 to 1896 code for a protein of 631 amino acids.
AUGAAUGAUAAUAAGAACUCAGUUAAAUCCAUUGUGGAUAUGGGUAUACCAGAAGAUGUAGCUAUUGAUGCUUUAAAUAGAGUUAAUGGAGAUUUAGAGGCUGCUGUUAAUUUUAUAUUCUCUAAUGAGCUUCCGGAUAAUAAUAUGGGAGAGUCUGUUGGAAAUGAAAAAUAUACAACUUCUGAACAUGUCAAUAUUAGUAAUGAUAAUAAUUUCCAAGCUGGUGAUCUUUCAGAAGUCAUGAAUGUAUCUAAUUAUGGGUAUGAUAAUAGAUUUGAAACCGAUUCUGGUGAUCUCAGUAGUGAUGAAGUCUCAGAUCCCGAAAUAGUAGAGAAUGAUAUAUCCAAUAAUUUGAAAUUACCUGCUUAUAAUAUUGUUAAACAUGAAGUCGAAAAAACGUCUUUAAGCGACCCAACUGUUGUAAUGCCCCUUCCACAUAAUUCUAUUAUUGAAAGUUAUUUUGGUUUAUUUUCAAUGUUUAUUUCUAUAUACUUGCCACACCUUCUACUAAAACCUGAUUUCAAAGAUUUAAAUUAUGAUAAUGAAUGGUAUAACGGCUUAAAAUUUGUUGCUCCAAAAUUUGGUAUCAAAGUGCAUAAUGAAGAAUCAUUAAAAGAUGAUUUGCAUACAUCAAUAGAACCGCUCACAUGUGUUGAUCGUGACCUAGAUGAUCAACCAAAGCUACUCUGGCAGUUGCAAAAGUUGUCAACAAUCAUGAAUAGCACGAUGUCCGAAAGAUCAUAUGUUAGUUCAAAAUUAUUUUCUCUUUGUCUUGAUAGAAAUGCUAAAAUGAAAUUACAAGAUGCUGAACAUUUGUAUGAAGUAUUGCCUUCUUUCAUAAAAUAUUUAACUUCUAAUUUGGAAAUGUGUCCUGAUUUUCGACCAGAUGAAAUUAGAAAUGAGUUAAUAUCUUCUGCAUACUACUUACCAUCUGAUGACGAACCUCCAGUUAAGACUUUGUUGACUUUAUUUCACUUUUUACCUGAUGAGUAUGAGUCGAAUCUAUACAAAAUGUUCAAUAUUCUUUUAUAUGCUGAUGAUGAAGAUGGUGAUGGAGCCAUAGAUGAGGGAAAUUCUUUAAAUUACUUAGCGCCUAACUUAACAAUUAUAUUUGACGAAAUUGAUGAAUUGUCUUCUAUGACUCCACUCCCGGAAGGUGUUUCAAUACCAUUGGAAUUUUACCCUCAAUUGUACACAAAAGAAUGUAAAGAUCAAUUGAUAAAGCAUAUAAUUGGAAAAAGACAAGAUGCUCAGAAGGAAUCGAGACAGCAUUUGAAAGAUCUAAACAGUUUAAAGAGCUUCCAAGGGAAAGAUAUAUUGAAGUUUCUAAAUAGUACGUUGGACUUUUUAGAUAGAGAUGGGCAACGCCAAAAUGGUUUAACUGAAGGAAACGGCAAAUUAAUGGAAGGAUUGACUGAUAUUAAAGAACAACUGACAAAAAAGAAGACAGAAAAAAUGAAUGCAUACAAAGAUUUAACUCAAAAAUUGAACACAUCAUGGAAUCUAUCCAAUCCUGAGGUGAGCAUAAUAGCUACAGCAAAGAAAUUAGGUCUUAUUGACGAGCCUUAUCAUUUGUCGAUGGCUGUUAUGUCACCUAAUCUAUAUUAUAUAAAGAAGAGGGAUGGCACUUGGUAUUUAGUACAAAUUACGGAAAAUGGAGAUGAUUUUGAUAUUAGGAAAUGUUCCUCUGGUGUAGAGAUUCAAGAUUGUGUGAGACAGUAUACUAGGCAUGGUAGUGAAACUCCAUUAAUGUUUGUGUACACUAAAGAAGGAUCAAUUCCAGACGAUGACUCUGUCCAAAAGAUUUUAGAAGCAAAUACUGGCUGUUUACAAUUCUUAAAAGAUGAUCAAAAGUUACUUAAUGAAAUGGUAAUGAAUGAAAGUGAUGAUGUUUGA